CUUUAAAACUCAUCUAUAAUUUCUUUAGCUCGUGCGUUCUUCAAUAGAUAGUCUGGAGAACAGAUGCAUAUAUUUGCUUCAAGAUGUCCGUAUUGGGAUAACAGUAGACAGGUAAUAUGUGAUGCUCCAUAUGACAUUAAGACAGCUCACAUCCCGUCAACCAUAAAUAUUGUCAUCGCAUCAGCCGUCUCAACCGUUCUACUAUCUCUUCAUCUCAUCUCUUCUCAAAAUGCUCGCACCAUUCAUCCUCCUUGUUGGCUAUUGCGGGGUCCUCAGCUUGACCUCCCCCAACCCCCCUCCGAAGAAUUGCUAUAAAAUCGAUCGCAUAUACGUCUCCAACAAUGUCGUUAUGCCCUUGGCCCGUAAAAUCGGCAGUCUCCUGUUCCUUUCCCAAGCCAUGCUCUCCUUCCUCCGCAGUUGGGACGGCCAAUCUCUUCCCCCUCAAGUCUGCCCCAAUCCUUCCAAUGUCAAUUCGAACAUUCUCUCCUGGACCCCAACAACCAUUCUAGCUGUCGCAAUAGCCCUCGUUGGCGCCUCGAUUCGUCUUCCUGCCUACCGCACCUUGGGCCGCAACUUUACCUUUGACAUCGCUCCUCCGGACCGUCUGGUGACGUCCGGGGCGUAUCGCUAUCUGCAACACCCCAGCUACACAGGCCAGUUUUUGGUCAUUUCGGGUUGUUUUGGAUUGUUCUUUCGAUGGGAUGGGCCGCUUGCUUGCUGGUUCAGCCCGAGUACCAGGCAGGCAUUGGAUGGAUGGGGCCUUCCUCUGAUUUUACUCGUGCUGGCCGGCACCAUCUGGCAGACUUUGUGCAGGAUUCAAGAUGAGGAAAUGAUGAUGAAGGAGAAGUUUGGGAAGGAGUGGGAGGAGUGGCAUUCGAAGACGAGUCGGUUGAUUCCUGGGUUGUUUUAGCUGUAAAUAUACGUGUAUGAUUAGUAUUGAUGAUGCAUGUUUCAUUUGGAUGGAGAUGGUUUGGAAAAAAAGUUGUUUGGGUGGUUUUAAUAUUGUUAUACUGGCUGUCAUUAUAAUUGAAUUGUGUUUCGGCUGUUCCAAAGACUGUUGAGUAAGGG
Messenger RNA from Aspergillus wentii DTO 134E9, 1068 nucleotides. RefSeq names its product methyltransferase family protein. The transcript has a single exon. The coding region runs from base 350 to 910 and encodes 186 amino acids. The record is from RefSeq and is a predicted model, not a curated record. Gene Ontology annotation, molecular function: protein C-terminal S-isoprenylcysteine carboxyl O-methyltransferase activity. Gene Ontology annotation, cellular component: endoplasmic reticulum. NCBI's taxonomy places the organism in Eukaryota, Fungi, Ascomycota, Eurotiomycetes, Eurotiales, Aspergillaceae. Gene Ontology annotation, biological process: C-terminal protein methylation.